Patella vulgata (common limpet) is the source of this 864-nucleotide messenger RNA. RefSeq names its product proteasome subunit beta type-2. Gene Ontology annotation, cellular component: nucleus; proteasome core complex; cytosol. The coding region runs from base 96 to 701 and encodes 201 amino acids. Gene Ontology annotation, biological process: proteasomal protein catabolic process. Lineage: Eukaryota; Metazoa; Mollusca; Gastropoda; Patellidae. Gene Ontology annotation, molecular function: peptidase activity. The record is from RefSeq and is a predicted model, not a curated record. The transcript has 6 exons.
UGAAACCGGAAGUUGAUAAAUGCACACUCAUUUUUGAUCUGUUUACGAUCACGCUGUCUUAUUAAUUUCCUUAACUUAACGCUAUAUCUUUAAAGAUGGAGUGUCUAAUUGGCCUGCAAGGAAAAGAUUUUGUUCUCGUGGCAUCUGAUAAUAUUUCAGCCAGAAGUAUAGUUUCCAUGAAACAAGAUCAAGAUAAGAUGUUUCCUCUCAGUGAUAAACUAUUAAUGCUAGUCUGUGGUGAAUCUGGAGACACAGCUCAGUUUGCUGAAUACAUAGCUAAGAAUAUUCAAUUAUACAAAAUGAGAAAUGGUUAUGAACUUUCACCCAGUGCAGCAGCAAACUUCACUAGAAAACAAUUAGCAGAUGCACUUAGAAGUCAGACACCAUAUCAGGUCAACUUAUUAUUAGCAGGUUACGAUAAAGAGGAUGGACCAGGUUUAUUCUAUAUGGAUUAUUUAGCUUCUUUAAAUAAAGUUCCAUUUGGUGUACAUGGUUAUGGAGGUUUUUUCUCUCUAUCAGUAAUGGACAGAUUUUAUAGAAAAGAUUUGACACAGCCAGAAGCAAUGAAGUUAUUACAGCAGUGUAUAGAUGAGCUUUCAAAACGAUUUAUUGUAAAUAUGUCAUCUUUCAAUGUACGAAUGGUGACUAAAGAUGGAAUACAGAAUUUAGGUGUUAUCAAGCCACAUCCAGCAACUAUUUGAAACUAAGACAACUUAUUGACUAUCAGAAACAAAUAGUGUAGAUGAACAUUAUCAUUACUUUUUCAAAAAGUGCUAUCUCAUCUAAAUUGUUGACAUAUUUACAUCAUAGCUGUGUAUAUUGUUUUUUCUUCAAAUAAUAAAGUAAUUUUGAAUUGUAUAUAAA